AUGGGCAGCCCCCGCUCCGCGCUGAGCUGCCUGCUAUUGCACUUGCUGGUUCUCUGCCUUCAAGCCCAGGAAGGCCCGGGCGGGGGGCCUGCGCUGGGCAGGGAGCUCGCUUCCCUGUUCCGAGCUGGCCGGGAGUCCCAGGGUGUUUCCCAACAGGUAACUGUUCAGUCCUCACCUAAUUUUACACAGCAUGUGAGGGAGCAGAGCCUGGUGACGGAUCAGCUCAGCCGCCGCCUCAUCCGGACCUACCAGCUCUACAGCCGCACCAGCGGGAAGCACGUGCAGGUCCUGGCCAACAAGCGCAUCAACGCCAUGGCGGAAGACGGGGACCCCUUCGCAAAGCUCAUUGUGGAGACAGAUACCUUUGGGAGCCGGGUUCGAGUCCGAGGAGCUGAGACGGGCCUCUACAUCUGCAUGAACAAGAAGGGGAAGCUGAUUGCCAAGAGCAACGGCAAGGGCAAGGAUUGUGUCUUCACGGAGAUCGUGCUGGAGAACAACUACACGGCCCUGCAGAACGCCAAGUACGAGGGCUGGUACAUGGCCUUCACCCGCAAGGGCCGGCCCCGCAAGGGCUCCAAGACGCGGCAGCACCAGCGCGAGGUCCACUUCAUGAAGCGGCUGCCGCGCGGCCACCACACCACCGAGCAGAGCCUGCGCUUCGAGUUCCUCAACUACCCGCCCUUCACGCGCAGCCUGCGCGGCAGCCAGAGGACUUGGGCCCCCGAGCCCCGAUAG
Messenger RNA from Equus quagga, 735 nucleotides. It is a transcript of the gene FGF8, whose product is annotated as fibroblast growth factor 8. Gene Ontology annotation, molecular function: type 1 fibroblast growth factor receptor binding; growth factor activity; type 2 fibroblast growth factor receptor binding. Gene Ontology annotation, cellular component: cytoplasm. Lineage: Eukaryota; Metazoa; Chordata; Mammalia; Perissodactyla; Equidae. Bases 1 to 735 code for a protein of 244 amino acids. The transcript has 6 exons. The record is from RefSeq and is a predicted model, not a curated record. Gene Ontology annotation, biological process: positive regulation of protein phosphorylation; heart morphogenesis; regulation of cell migration.